AUGAGUAUUUCAAACGAGAAUGGUCAGAACUCAUUUAGUUUGUAAGAUGAGUUCUUCUAAGGUCCAAACGCAGAAAUGAUUUCAGGUAGAGUAAUACUUGGGAGUGGGGAAUCCAAUAGAAAUGCCCCUGAAAGUUGGAAUUCGUUAUCAGUUCCUGAAUAGCAUAAAUUAGCAGAUAUCAGUUAAUAAUCAAUUAAUGUGAUGCCUAUAGAUAUGCAUAAAUCAAUGAAGAAUAUGAGAAAAUCUGAAUAUUAAUCUGCUUAUGCAAUAGAAGAUGAAGUAGAAGUAGGAGGAAAACCAUAAUUUCUUAAGUUAAUUAUUGCAAAAAGCUUUUAAAAUAAUUUUAUUAACAAUCUUUGGAAUAGAUCUUAUUUAAGGAAGCUUCAUUAACUUUCUUUUUAUCAAAUAUAAGCACUUGAUGAUUUGUAAUUAGAAAAUGAAGCAUAUUUACAUAAUGAAAAGAGAACUUUAACAAAAUGGGAAGCUUUCAAGAGAUUUUUUUCAUACAUUGAGGUAUUUACUCCAUACAGUUAAUUAAUAUUUAUUUGGGGACUAUUUUAAAUUUUAACAUAUUUGUUAAUAUUUUUUUGGCUACCAUAUAAAAUUUCAUUCAAAUUGGAAUCAAUAGGGGAUUUUUUGGGAGUAAAUUCAUACAAGUAAUCGUUGGAAAUAGUUUUUCUAACAAUUUUGAGUUUAGAUGUUUUUGUUGGUCUGAACUUAGCAUUUAUACAUAAGGGUAUAAUAAUUCGAAAUAGAAAACGAAUAUUGAUAAAUUAUUUUAGAUAGUAUGCAUUUGUUGAUUUGGUAUAAAGUGUUUAAUAUAUAAGGAUUUAAGGUUUCGCUGAGUACUGUGACUGUAUAAUUCUUUAUUCUCACAAACGAUGACGAAUCUAACUAAAUGCUGAUAAUAUAAAUAGUUUUAUGUGCAAUAUUUUAUGUACUUCGAUUAACAAAAAUCAAUAAGAUUUUGGCUUAAAUAUAAGAGUAAAUGAUGUUGUUAUAAAUAGAUUUUUCAAUUUGUAUGGGUCUUUAAAUGAUUUGGUUGGUUUGUUAAAGUUAACAAUGAUGAUUGUAUUUAUAGCCCAUAUAUGUGCUUGUGUGUGGCAUGGUCUUGCAUUUUAUAAUGAAGGUUAUUCUUGGUUGGAUGAAUAUGAUCUAAGAGAUAAGGGGAAUGCAUCUAAAUACAAUAAAGCAUUUUAUUGGGCUACAAUGACAAUGACUACAGUAGGUUAUGGUGAUAUAACUGCUAAAAAUAAUAUAGAAUUAUUGAUGAAUAAUCUGACAAUGUUGAUAGCAUCAAUAGUGUUUGCAUAUUCAGUAAAUAGUAUAGGAAUAUUUGUAUCAAAUAUGUAUAAAGGUGCAAUGGAAUAUAGUAGGAGUGUGACACUAAUAAAUACAUUUAUGUCGAAAAAUAAGAUUUAGUUUGAAUUAUAAACAAGAAUUAGAAGUUAUUUAGAAUAUAUUUGGUAAGAGGAGUAAAACAUGAAUGAUGAAGAAGUGUCGUCAUUAAUUUGUAAAUUGAGUAGUAAUUUGUAAGAGGAAUUAUAAUAUUAAUUAAGGGGAAAUAUUUUAAGUAGUUGCAAAGUGAUGGUAAAGACUUUCUCUGAAAAAAUGAUAAAAACUUUAUUGGGAUAAAUGGAAGAAUAAAGUUUUUCACCAGAAGAGCGAAUUAUUACUCUAAAUUAAUUAGAUGAUUCUUCAUUGUACAUUAUUACAAAAGGAGAGGUAGAAAUAAUAUUCGAAGGAUUUAAUAAUUUAAAUGAAAGAAUUUAGAGGAAUAGUUUAAAAUUUCUUUAUUAAGGUGAUUAUUUUGGAGAAUUCUCUUUUUUUACUGGUUAAUUAAGAAAAGCAACAGCUAUUUCAAGAGCAUUUACUAAAGUUUUUAAAAUAAAGAGAGAGAACUUUAUUAAGAUAUUAUAAUCAUAUCCAAAUGAUUAUGAAAAAUACUGUUAACUAAAUCAUACACUUUUGCAUUAAGAUUAUAGUGCUCUUUAAGUAACUUGUUAUAGUUGUUAGAGUAAUUAACAUUUAAUUGAUAAGUGCAAUUAUUUACAUUAUUGUCCUGAUAGAGAAGGUAUACUAAAAAAAGAAUUGUAUCCUUAUGAUUAGGCAAGGAAUAAAAAGAUAGGAAGAUAGAAUAGGGAUAAAGAAAUUAGUCCUUGGUUGAUGACUAAAAGUUUGGUUAUGAAAGCUAAGGAAAUUUAAUAGGAAUAAUAAUAUUUAGCAAGUAGGGGAACUGAUUUUGAAGAGUAUGAAUAACACUCAAAUUUAAUGAAUGAUGUUUAUGAAGAUGAAAGUAAUGUUAUAAUAAUAUUGAUAAGUUGAAAUUGAUGUGCCAUCAUCUUUGAAUUAAAGAAGUAACUCUAGAUCGUUUAGUAAGAUUAGUUAGAAACUGCAUUAAUAAACUACAAUAACAGAUAAUGAUGAAGAUGAUUCUAAAAAUUACUCUAGAAAACCAGUAAAUCCUAGGGCCACUCUAUAAACAGCUGGAUUUGGUGGAGGGAUGAGAGAAAGUAUUAGAGUUGAUUAAAUGAGAGAUGAUGAAUAUUAAGAUAUUUCAGAAGAAGAAUCAGAAGAAGAGAAGGAUUAAGUAUUAAUGCAAUUACCAUUACCUGUAAAACAAAAUUAAGAAGUUCACAGAAUUCAAUAAUAAAAAAUUACUUUUACAAGAAAAGAUUCUUCAGAAGAAAUCAUUCCUCGUUAAUCAUCACUUAGAUCUCAUACUUAUACUUAAAAAGGAAGAUAAUCUUAAACAAUCAAAAGAACUUUGACUCCAGAAAAAAUAUUUCCACCUACAGCAUCAGAUUUAGAUGUUAGAAAUCAAUAAAAAAGAGCUACUUAAAAAAGAUAAUCUAAUACAAAUAGAACUUUUACAAGGAAUCAAGGAAGGGAAAUGACAAAUGAUGUUAAUCAUACUUCCAUUGUUGAUAAUCAGACAUACAAUCCACAUAUUACCAAUUCCAUUUUUUAUGACUUUGAUAAAAUGCAAAUCUACGUGUAUUAUUUUCCUCUCAACAAUUAUGAUAUUAUUAUUAAAAGGUAAAAUCUUAUCAUUUUAUUUUUCUUAGAUAUGCUAGAUUACAAAAGUUUUUUGGAAAGAAACGACUUUACCCUGAAUUCUCAAAAUAUUCAUUUUUCUUUUUAACAAUUAAAAAAGGAUGGAAACUUAGAAAAUUAGGAGAUAAAAUUACUGGAUUUAAAUAUGCUGAAUCUUUAAAAAAGCCCUUCACCAAGACAUUUCAGAGUAUUAAAACAGUCAAAAAAAUGGUUCAUAACACCACUGGAAAUGGAGGAGGAGGGACCUCUCCUUUAAGAUUAUAGUCUUUUAAAUGA
Paramecium sonneborni is the source of this 3333-nucleotide messenger RNA. The record is from the annotation of a GenBank genome assembly. NCBI's taxonomy places the organism in Eukaryota, Ciliophora, Oligohymenophorea, Peniculida, Parameciidae.